Messenger RNA from Filobasidium floriforme, 1755 nucleotides. RefSeq names its product putative ARF GTPase activator. Gene Ontology annotation, biological process: regulation of endocytosis; regulation of ARF protein signal transduction. The record is from RefSeq and is a predicted model, not a curated record. The transcript has 5 exons. Lineage: Eukaryota; Fungi; Basidiomycota; Tremellomycetes; Filobasidiales; Filobasidiaceae. Bases 101 to 1444 code for a protein of 447 amino acids. Gene Ontology annotation, cellular component: Golgi membrane. Gene Ontology annotation, molecular function: GTPase activator activity.
UGCCUCUUCUUCAGAUCAGAAACCAAUCAACGAUCAACGACCCCUUGACUACUGAAUAUAGUGUCAGGCUGCGGUAUCAAGUGAAGGAACAACAGCAAAGAUGGCGGAGAACUAUCAGAAAAAGGAGCUACUCGGCCUGAUGGCCCAACCCGAAAACAAGUCUUGCGUGGACUGCGGAACCCCUAGUCCACAAUGGGCUUCUGUCAGCUAUGGAACAUAUGUCUGUUUGGAAUGUUCCGGAGCUCAUCGAGGUCUUGGGGUACACCUGUCCUUCAUCCGAUCGCUGACUAUGGACAAGUGGUCGGAAGAUCAGAUGAACAAGAUGCGUCACGGCGGUAACGCCCCCUUUCGCGAGUUUAUGGAGAAUUACGGACCGGAGGGUGGGUAUGUGAAGAAACAGAGUAUAGCGGAAAAGUACAAGACGUGGGCUGCAGCUCAGUAUCGGGAAAAGUUGAACACCGAAGUCGCCGGUGGGGAAUUCAAGAAAUCCUCUCCUCCUGCCAAUUUCAACAAGAAGCCUAAUCCCGUAAACAACAACAACAACACCAACAAUAGCGGUCGAAAUAGCCCGCUGAUGAGUCAGAACAACAUGAACGGCCUUGGAGGUAGCAGGACGGCGAGCCCGUUUUCUGGGGCUGCCAAUGGGGAGUUGGGAGCUGGACAGACGCAGAAGAGCAGGAACGAGUCGUUCUUCGAAGGUCUUGGUGCUGCUAAUGCGGGCAGGAGGGACGAUAUCGCUCCUAGUCAGGGCGGGAAAUACGUCGGAUUCGGCUCGGCACCCAUCGAGCCUUCCCGUGGCAACACCUCCCACCCCUCGUUCGCCAUGUCCUCGCACAACGUGCCCUCGCUGCAAGACCUGCAGGCAGACCCCUUGUCGGCGCUGACGAAAGGAUGGGGUCUCUUCUCUUCUGCCGUGGCCGCAGCGGGGUCGACGAUCAACGAGUCGGUCAUUCAGCCGGGUAUGAAACAAGCCGGACAGACCGUCGGCGAAUUCAACGAACGCGGUCUAGGGGGUUUGGGAGAACAGUACGGCGCCCAGGGCAAAGAUUUGACGGGCAAGUUUGCGGAACAAGCAAAAGUUACGACGGGGUGGCUGAGCAGCGUAGCCGGGGAAGGGUGGGCGAGGGCCAACCAGCUGGCGAAAGAACGAGCUGGAGUGGACUUGGAUUUCACGGACCGGUUGGGACAUCUGAGAUCGGACGGGCCUAGCAAGUAUCAAGGGUACGGACAGGUCGGGUCAGGUGGACAGCAAGGGAAUCAUCAUGACGAUAACGAUGGUUGGGGCGAUUGGGAUGACGGCAAGGCGGCGGCGCUCGGAGGAUUCAGGGACGACGUUUCUGAACCUAGACGGUCGGUCGAGCAGCCUAGGGGCGGGAAAGCUAACAGCGACAACAACAAGCCGAAGGACGAUGAGAAUUGGGACGAGGACUGGAAGGCUUUCUGAGUGUCUGCACAUCUUGUUUCGGGAUGCUAGGUUGGGCAGGUGGUUGUAAACAUGUGUUUGUGUUUUCUCUUCGCUCCGGUUCGCCGUUAUACUUUUAAUGCUCUCAUCUGCUCGUAAUGACGGCGUGGAAGGAUCUCCGGCUAUCUCCCAUGUUACGCAAAAUCUGGCACUCUCGUCGUAUACGCUUGAUAUGUUCCGUACAUGAUCGUACAACACCACUCAGAACUCGAACGUCCGGUUCAAGUCUGAUUCCAGCAGCUUGCGCAUCCCCUCGGGCAAGAUGGGUUCUCCCUUCUCAUCCGCCACGUAUC